AUGAAAUUUACACUUAUUUUCUUAUUAUUUGCCUUUAUUUUGGCGGUACAUUGCGCGCCAAGAUCCACAAAGAAAUCUGUCCGCGCGCGACCUGUUCACACAGCGACUUCAAAACCUAUCCGAGCCCUAAGCCGCUCCUCGAAAUUCGUUUCUCAUCAGUCAAAUAUUCAUAGAAAAAGCGUCAAAACAACAACAACAAGACGACCAAAUAGAGGAAAAAUGGUUGUCAAAAAACCGGUGUCGACUAUUAGUGCUUGUCAUUGGGAUGGCUGUCGAAUGAUUGAAGGCAAAUGGAACUGUUGCCACUUCUUUCAAGGAAUCGAAUUUGUUGCUCGAAUGGCAAAAGCA
Mesorhabditis belari is the source of this 348-nucleotide messenger RNA. The record is from the annotation of a GenBank genome assembly. Lineage: Eukaryota; Metazoa; Nematoda; Chromadorea; Rhabditida; Rhabditidae.